UUGUUUACCCGCGUUCACGAGCGAGUUCGCAAAUCCAGCGUGGUUCUCCGGUUCGGUCACAUCCUCGCGCAAAGAGGUUUCUCAUUCCACCGCGAAAAAUCUCCCCCUUUUUUUUGUUAUCCUUACAUCCGCUGUCGUGCAUCCCGGCUACAGCAGUGCUGUGCACAAGGACUGCAUAUAUACACGUACACAAUUGUCGUCGUCGUCCUUUUCGGCGGCAUAUUCACAACAGUCGGUUCUCCGUGCGCCGAAGGAAAAAAAAGUGAGUUGUGCUGUGAGUAUUGGUGUCCCGAUCCUGAUCCCGCGUUGCUCCUGCUGUUCCUUCCUGCUCCUGUGUACGAAGGAUUCGCAUUCGCUAGCCAAAAGGGGGAACAAUCCGUGGCCUGGUCGCGCUCGUCGAUUCAAUCGUUCCGAAGUUCAAGUGGAAGCAAGACGCGAUUCUCCGCGAGUCCUCAGUGCGUGUCGUUGAAGAACGGGUCAGUUUUUUUGUUCUGCUGCUGAUUGGCCAUAAGUGCGUGCAGUGCGCGGCAAGAUUUAGGAAGAUUCCUGGAAAGUGCAACCGAAAGAAGCGAAACUGGUUCCGGUGGAAUAUAUCGGAAAGGAUUCGAAUUGGAAACGAUAGUUGAAUCGGAUGGUUUAAAACGUGAUUUUGUGGGGUACUGAUGCAAGUGUUGGUGCGCCACUAAGAAAGGUGAACAGAAGAACGGACAAGAAACGGCCAGAUCUGGAAAGGUGCUCGGGGGACACAUUACGCAAGGAGACGACAAGGGGAAAGUAAACAGAAACGCACCGAGCGAAUUGCACUGAAUCGGUGUGGUGGUUAGUGUUUCGGAGGCAAUUUGAAGCGUUCCAAAAAUGGUACAGGCACUUGACGAAUACGAUAUUCAGCCGGAUCUUCCACAGGCCCUGCGACUGCUGGACGAGAUGAAUAAUAACUUCAAACAGGUUUCCGACCUUGUUGGCAAUAUGCUGCAGCGAGUCAAAACGGGAGAACUGUCCACAGAGUACGGGCUGAACUUCCUGGAGAUCAAAUAUCACAUGCUACUCAACUAUCUGAUCAAUCUGACUUACGUCGUGCUUAGGAAAUGUUCCGGUCACAAAAUCGAGAAAGACCCCUCGAUCGAUCGCCUCAUCGAAAUCCGCACAGUUCUCGAAAAGAUCCGUCCGAUCGAUUACAAACUGCGCUACCAGAUAGACAAACUGGUCAAAACGGCCGUUACCGGUGCGAGCGUAGCCGACGAUCCGACAUCCUUCAAAGCCAACCCUGCGAACCUGAUGUCCCAGCUGCCGGAAACGGCAGGUGCGGACGGGGAUAGUGGUUCCGGAGAUGAAUCGGAUGACUCUGCCAAGGUGUUGCAAAAACUUCGCAAGGCAAAGGCAGCCAAGGCGGGGCUGGGCAAACCGGAAACGAGCAGUACCGGUGAGGUGUACGUACCUCCCAAGCAUAUGGCCGUGCCGUACGAGGAGGAAUCCAAGUCCGAUCGGGCGAGAAAGCAGAUGGAACGGGCACGGAAGCGAGCGCUGGGGUCCUCGUUGAUACAGGAGCUGAAGGAGGAGUAUCUGGACACGCCGGUGGAGAUUUCCUCCAGCUCGAGAGCGCUGCAAAAAUUGUCCCGCAAGGAGCGUGAGCGAGAGGAGUACGAGGAGAAAUAUCUGACGCGAUUGCCGAUUACCAAGGCGGACAAGCACCGGAGUCGGAAGCUUACUACACUCGGCACCCUGGGCGAUGAGCUAACAAGCUUUGGCGACAUCAGCGCUCUUGACGAUGAGCUUCCUUCGUCGUCUGCUUCGAAGGGCGGCAAAAAGCGCAAAGCUCCCAAGGGUGGUAAAAAGCACGGUAAGAAACGUCGUUUCCGUUAAACUGGUUGGAGCGUGAUCCCUCGUUCACCAGACAAGCAACAGUUCAACAAUGUUCGAGUUAAUUGUUUAUAUUUCAACAUUUGUUUCAAUUGUAUUUUUAAAUGACAUAAUUAUAUUCAGUUUUCCAAAUACUUUUCUUUAAAAUUGCAUCUUGUUUAUUUGUAUUGAUUUUUUCCUAAGUUUCACUAUCCAGUUGUUGAUUUUCGUUUCAAUUUGGUUCGGUUAUAACUAGGAGAUUAUCACAAUUGCAUCUAGAUUAAGUAAAGUGCAUGAUACUUACUGAUCAUGUACAAAUGUAACACAAAAUAGUACGAUGAGAGCAUAAAACUAAUUAAAAGAAACUUACAACAAGUUACUGUUGCAGAAAUAAGAAUUAUUGAUUUUUAAAUGAAAAUACACUCACCAAGAGCCUUUAUGAUAUAUUUAUACGAGAAUAUUUUCAAGUUUCUUCCAAUUGAUAAAUGUGUAACGCGCUGGGCGUGAGUUUGGGGGAGAGAUCAUUCCUGGCGAUCGGAGCACCACUUUCACCGCAUCACAAAUAUAUACAAAAACGAUAGUUAUAUGUACCGUUAAGGUAUGGCAUAAACUAGCGAUUAAGUGCAACCAUAGUUACAAAUAUAUGAGCAAGCAUAAACUGAGAAAUAGCUGAUGACUAUUGGUGAACAAAAACGGACGUUCACUGAACCAGAAACACAAUUGUUGCCUUUUACAUAGUGAAUUAUAACAAAAGUAUUCUUUUUCUAUAGACAAACAUACAGAUAACGCUCAGUUGACCAGUUUUGUGUUGAAAUAAUCAAAUAAACAAAUAACCUCAAAUACAGAACCUGAAUUGUGGUACCCCAGCAACUGUAAUCGUUGGGAAUGAUCUGUUUAGCAUCCAAAGUCCAGUUUGUAAAGACGCCCAGUUGCCCAGAAAAAUAAAACAAAUUAAAGAAACGGCAUUAUUUUGUACAACCAUUACACAAUAGUUGUAUUGAAACAUUUAAAAUAAAAAUAGAAACGAUUUAUAACCAUAAUACAAAUACAUUUUUAUGAACAAACAAAAAUACAAAACAGAGCAGAUAAAACACGAGAAUAAUAUUCCUAUCACACGCAAAAGAGCAAACAAGUUACUACAGAUGAAAUAAUAAUAGAAAUAAUCGGAAAUAACAGAUACAACGUCCAAUAGUGCAGUGAAGAGAAAUCAAAAUACGUACACGAAUACAGAGUUUAUUG
Aedes aegypti (yellow fever mosquito) is the source of this 3075-nucleotide messenger RNA. RefSeq names its product neuroguidin. The transcript is spliced from 5 exons. Gene Ontology annotation, biological process: maturation of SSU-rRNA from tricistronic rRNA transcript (SSU-rRNA, 5.8S rRNA, LSU-rRNA). Gene Ontology annotation, cellular component: nucleolus; small-subunit processome. The coding region runs from base 856 to 1860 and encodes 334 amino acids. NCBI's taxonomy places the organism in Eukaryota, Metazoa, Arthropoda, Insecta, Diptera, Culicidae. The record is from RefSeq and is a predicted model, not a curated record.